AUGGACAAGCAAGAACAGAACCUGCAGAAGAACAGGCAGCGCCAAGCCGAAAGAGAGCGCAAACGAGCCCUUCGAGCUUGCGACGGCUGCCGACGUCAGAAGGAGAAAUGUGAUGGUGGUGUACCAUGCCGAAGGUGCACGCGCCUGCGUCGACAAUGCGAGUUUCUGGGCCCUACUGCUCGAGAUGGCGAAGGUGGCGAUAGCUCUGGAAAGAAUCGAAAUGGUGCAAACAACGCUGAGCUCCUCCAGCGCAUUUCAUGUAUGGAAAAGGUCAUCUCACAUUAUGCCGGCAAUGUUGCUCUAGACACAGAAUCGUUAAAAGCCAUGGCUGUGGCGAUCGAUAACAAAACCUUUGAUGCAUCCCAAUUUCAACGACAGGCUCCGAUCAUGGAUUCUCCGAGCUCCGAAUAUCUUGGAGCGGAUGACGAGAACUACACCGUGCAGCCCUUGGACAACAACACUACACACUACUCAGGCGAAUUCUCACAUUGGAACUUCUCAAUGCGGAUAAAGCAGUGGAUUGAGCAGUGUGUCCCAGAGCGUCACGAUGCACCGGGUCCUCUCAGUUUCAAAGAAUAUUAUCGUGCUGAGGAACUUCAGUCGGCCAACAACACACAGGCAUCACUUUCUGCUUUGCCACCUCGAUAUGUUGCCGACUUCCUGGUUCAAGCAUUCUACAAGCAUGCCGAAACCAACUAUUUUUACGUUGAACGUGGGUGGCUCACCGAACAGAUCGACCUCAUUUACCAAAAUCCCGGUGCCUUUUCUCGACGCGAAGUCGGGACUCUCUGUAGAGAUGCACACGGAAAGUCCAAUGACUCGAGCCCAUUUUCUGAGGACACAAUUGGUGUAAUGUUCUACCAGCAAGCCUGCAAACUUGUUCCUGAUGCCAUCACAGUGGCGUCACUGGAAAGCGUUCAGGCUAUUCUGCUCAUUGGCAUCUACACCUUGCCGCUUGAUGCGUCAGGACUAUCAUACAUCUACCUCAAUCUCGCAGUGAAGCUUGCUAUUCAGAACGGCAUGCACAGGAAAUGGCCUGCUGAAGGACUCGAUCCUUACGUUCGAGAAACGAGGAAUCGUGUAUGGUGGACAGCCUAUACAACGGAGAAGCGAGUUGGUAUUUACCACGGACGACCGUUAUCUAUUCAGAGUAAGGACGUGGAUGCGGACAUGCCUGUGGAUCGACCAGAUAUCAUGCCAUCCAAUGCCACUAGUAUUGCGCACAUGCUUGCGACCCUGCGAUUAAACCAAGCCCUUGGAAGAAUCGCACAUGAGAUCUCGGUGUUGCGAACUUCACAAAAGCAUGGGAUGAAUGAGGGUUUGCAGCGAGUGAUCGACAUGAAAGAGGAGCUUCGGAAGUGGUGGGACUCCCUCCCUGAAACCGCAUACCGUGACGAGGUGAAUCCCCAGAACCCAAUUUCGCGAGCAGACACACAUCUCAAGUUGGAAUAUUGCCUUCUGCGGAUGUAUGCUGGGCGACCAUUCAUCUUGCCUCGCGAAGUCGUUCGCGGUAACGGAAGCACGUCCAGCUCACCCGCCGAUUCUAACAGCCAGCGCCCCAACACUCCACACAAGUCAAAUCCUCGAUCAAUCCUGGUAGCCGACUGCGUCGAGGCCGCCUUGACCAUCGUCGAUACCUGUCAUCUACUACAGAACACGAUUGGCCUUGCGCGCGCCUCAUAUACGGAAUUCAGUUCUUGCCGUGCUGCCCUGCUGGUCAUCAUUACCCAAUGCUUACAAAGAAAAACAGACCGGCUGCGUGACGCUCUGCGUACUGGCAUGGCAAUGAUCAAGGAGAUGUCGGCAGGUGGAGAGUCAGCCCGGUCAGAAGCGUCCCUUAUCGAAGUUUUCGAACGUGCUAUAUCAAGACUUGAUGCUACACUUGAUUCGUCUGGCCGAGAGACUGAUUACUCGCGGUUUAAAAAGUGGGAGUUAUUAUGGAAGAACGAUGGGCCUGUUCCAGACUUCAGGCCAGAAGAAUCACCCGAGAGCUCGAUGGCGUUACCGCAGAACCCAAACACCUUCUGGAGAGGGAACAUGGGCACCACUGCACGACCUGGCAUGCCAGCCAUGCAUGCUGCGAGUCCAUUUGUGGGUAUGGAUGCGAAUUUCCCGUCCGUACCUCAAGUGAUGGAUGAGUUUUCAACGCUGUUUGGAUACGGGUUUGGACCAAGCCCUGAGAACAUGGGAGGCACAGCCAAUGGAGGCAUGUGGAUGGGGCCAUGA
This is a messenger RNA of Fusarium graminearum PH-1, 2226 nucleotides long. RefSeq lists its product as uncharacterized. Lineage: Eukaryota; Fungi; Ascomycota; Sordariomycetes; Hypocreales; Nectriaceae. The record is from RefSeq and is a predicted model, not a curated record. Gene Ontology annotation, molecular function: zinc ion binding; DNA binding; DNA-binding transcription factor activity, RNA polymerase II-specific. The transcript is spliced from 8 exons. Bases 1 to 2226 code for a protein of 741 amino acids. Gene Ontology annotation, biological process: DNA-templated transcription; regulation of DNA-templated transcription.